CAUAAGAUGCUUAGCAUCUCCCCUACUCUAACUGGCAGGAAAACAACCAGUUCUUAUCAGCCAGAAGCAAACGAGGGGAGGGAAGAGAGAGCAGCGGAGAGCUGUUGCUACUAACUGCAGGCCCUCAGUAAUCAUGGCUUUCCUCAAGCUUGGAAGACUUUGUCUGCUCCUGCUAAUGUUCAUGAACAUGGCAACACAGACUGCAAAUGGAUUCAAGAGAAAGAAGCGGGAGUGGAUUCUCCCACCAACGAAACUCAGAGAGAAUGUUGACUACACAAAGCAUGAAUACAUUUCAAAGAUCCGGUCUGAUAAAGAUUCUGAAGUCAAACCAUUUGAGUACAGCCUGAAAGGGCCCGGUGCUGACAAGGAGCCAUUUAACCUGUUUGUUGUCAACCCCAAAAACGGCUUUGUCAGAAUCACAGGCAUUCUGGACAGAGAGAAAGUAGCACAGUACAACCUGACUGGGAUUGCUAAGUACAAAGAUGGCAGUUUGGCUGAGGAAGAAAUCCAGCUGAAAAUACAGGUUGAAGAUGAGAAUGACAAUCCCCCAAAGUUCAAGUUAUUCAAAGGUUCUGUAUCAGAAUGCAGCACAGUAGGAACCGCUGUCAUGCAGAUAACUGCUGAGGAUGCAGAUGAACAGGGGACACCCAAUGCAAAGAUUGCAUACAGUAUACUGAAGCAAACUCCAGACGAAUCUGGCACCAUGUUCACCAUUGACAGAGAUACUGGGAAGAUCUAUGUUAAAGAACAUACCUUGGAUAGGGAGGUGCGUGAUUCAUACACUCUAAUAGUGCAAGGUGUAGAUAUGGAUGGUGCGCCGAAUGGUAACACAGGAACCGGUACGGUGGAGAUUAAAGUUUUGGACAUCAAUGACAAUGUUCCUACUCUUGAAAAAGAUGAGUACUCUGGUGCUGUUGAUGAAGGUGCAGUUGAUGUGGUUGUGAUGAGAAUCAAAGCUCUGGAUAAAGAUUUGAAGAAUACUGAUAACUGGCUGGCCGUCUUUGACAUUGUCAAGGGUAACGAAGAAGAACUCUUCACUAUAGAAACAGACCCCAAAACAAAUGAGGGCAUUUUAAAGCUUGUCAAGCCUGUGGAUUAUGAAAAGGUCAAAACACUGGAUCUUGGCUUGGCCAUUUCAAAUGUAGCUCCUUUUAUAAAUGGAACCGCACUGUCCUUGGGUCUCGGUUUCGAUUUGAACAGGCCUGGAGGACCUGGAAUCUCUGGUGGGGCAGGAGCUGGGGCAGGGGUAGGAGUCGGGGUAGGUGUAGGUGUAGGUGUAGAUGUAGAUGCAGAUCUAGAAGCAGGGUUAGGAUUAGGGGUUGGAGUGGGUGUGAAUACAGGGGUAGAUGUUGGAGUAGAUGCAGGUGUAGAUGUUGGAGUAGAAGCAGGUGCUGGUGUAGGAGGUAAACCUGGUGUCAAGCCUGUCACCAAGCCUGGAGGUAAACCUGAUGGCAGUCCUAACGCCAAACCUGGAAUUAAACCUGGUUCUAAACCAGACAAAAAGCCACCAACAGGAGGAAAGAACUAUCCAAUAAAAAUCAGCGUAAACAACUUGCCUGAAGGCCCAGGCUUUUCACCAUCUGUGAAGGAGUUGCCUGUGUCAGAGAACCCAGAGGAAAUACAUGUUCCCAUGGUCAUUGGUUCCUUUCCUGCCUUGGAUCUUGAUACUGGAGAAAUUGCUGAAAAUGUCAGGUAUGCAAAAGGAUAUGAUCCAGACAACUGGCUAUCCAUUGAUGAAAAGACAUCAGAAAUUAAACUGACGAAGAUACCAGAUCGAGAGUCAAAGUCCCUGGUUAAUGGAACCUACAUGGCAAAGAUCCUCUGCAUGACACAAGAUGUGCCACCCAAGACAGCUACUGGAACAAUAGCUCUAAAGGUGCAGGAUUCCAAUGACAAUUGUCCUACACUGACCAGCACCUACCAGAGGAUCUGUUCUGAUAGUGAAGUGGUAAAUGUGACUGCAUUCGAUGAGGAUGACUAUCCCAAUGGAAAGCCUUAUAAAUUUGUUCUAAUAGAGGAGGAGACUCAUGGAAAGUGGGAGAUGGUUCCUGUAAAUGAAACAACAGUGAGCUUCCAUGCUAAGGAGUUUCUAUGGGUAGGAUUUUAUGAGCUCAGUUUGGAGAUUUUCGACAGGCAGGGUAUGGGAUGUAAAGACAAACAAAAACUUCAGUUAGAGGUGUGCACUUGUGAAAAAGGUGGCACAUGUAAUCUCAAACUAGCUCAUCAGCAUGGUUCUUCUGCCAAAGUUGGGUUUCCUGCCAUUGGAGCACUUAUUGGAGCACUAAUUCUGCUCAUGUUGAUUCCUCUGUUGCUGUUAUUCUGCCAGUGUGGGACAUUUGAGGAAUUCUCAGAGCUGCCUUUCGAUACAAAAGAAUAUCUUAUCGAAUACCACACUGAAGGCAAGGGGGAAGACAAGGAGGUGCCUCCGUUGUUUGCGCCUGUUGUGGCAGACCAACAAACUGCGGCAGCGGUUGGUAGCGCUUACAUGGUGCAAAGUGCACAGGGCUUUGACACCAGGGUGCUCAAUAAAGAGCUAAAUAGAGGGGUUAUGGAGGUUGACAGCAUGUCUGGCUAUCAACACAACACAGUACAAGCUCAGCACUCCCUAGUGUCUACCCAUAGAAACACUCUCCACUCUGCAUCAUUUCGACAGAAGGUACAGAAUAUUUACGAAGAGAUGGCACUACCAGACGGCUAUCUCCAUGGAUAUUUCUCUCAGAAAGCAAGGUUUCUGGCUGACUGGCCUGCUCUCAGUGACAGUCUGUUGGUGUAUAACGAUGAAGGUCAAUACUCUCCUGUUGGCUCCUUAGACAGCUGCAGUAUCCUCGAGGCUGAUAAUGACCUGGGUUUCCUCAAUGACUUGGAGCCAAAAUUUGUGAAUUUAGCAACAGUUUGCAGUCCUCCACCACCCAAAUUAGAACAAGCUGAACAAAUUGUCAAGUCAGUGGAUACCAGCGUCAAAAGCGAGAGUUCUGUAGCCACUAGUGCAGUUCAGGUUGUGAAAUCUGAUCAGCCUCCACCACAGCAAAGCCUGAUCACCAGUGUUACCGAGACGAUCAACAAAUCAGGCAGCAUAAAUACAAGCUCGACACUGCUCAUGCAACAGCAGCCUUUGUACUGCCUGGUGGAACAUCAGGCACCAAGUGCUUUGCCUGUACAGGGAAUGUACCUAAUAAAUGGGCUUGCAGGAACUCAGGGGCUAGUUCUCCAGGGUGGUAAUAUACUACAGAACGCUGUAGAACAAGAAAUGUAUCUGAUUGAUGGGAUGUCUAUGUUACAAGGAAAUAUAAUGUUAGGCAACUGUCCAAAUCUUGUCAAUGCAGGUAGCUUAGCUGUCUCCUCUGUGCUAGUUCAGGGAGAGAAAGGCAGUCAACAAAUCCAGGUUCCUCUACCUCAAGACGCACAACCAGGGGAAUCAGAGAGAAAAACUGAUGUAGAGCCGGGAAAUGUAAAGAAUACUAAGCCUGCAGUCAAAUCAAAGAAAUAAACAUAUGUACACUGACUUGCCAGUUUAUUAUAGUAGAUACACCCUCUAUCUUCACACCAUCUGCACAUAUUACCUUGAUUUAUAUAUCAGGCAGGCAGGCCAGUUUUUUAGAUCAUCGUUUAGAAUUCAAUAAAGCAUUGAAAUGGUCACCUUAGCUGUCAUCCUGGAAUUUUCAAGCACAGCCAUUUCAAAAAACAAUCAGUUGCACAACAGUUUAUGGUUCAGAUAGGUGGCCAGAAUUGUGAAAACCAGAUAAGCAUUAACCAGGCAAAACACACCUGAUAUGAUCAAUAGUACAGUAGGUGAAAUGUCUUCUCAGAAUGCACCAUUGAUUAGACUUAAGGCUGAAGACCAUGUCGGGUGCUGAUGUCAGCCAAGUACAAAAGUUCUGGAUGAAAACUGGAUGACUGAGUGGAGUAGAAAAAAAGUUGUCUGGUUAUACAUUCCUUUUGUUAUUAUGGUGAUGGCAGGAUCAGUAUUUGAGUCCAUGGAGCCAUCCUCUGUGGUAGUGUAGAAUGUAUGAAUGGUACUGCAUAUCUGAACAUGAAGCUGGUGAGCAUCUCUUUAUGACUACAGUUUAUCCGCACUACAGUAGACACGUCCUUGACACUUACAGCACAUGUAGAGUCAUUUCCUAUUAAAGUGGAUGGUGAGUGGGCAUUGAACAGUAUGUAAGAGGUAAAUCAGGUAUAAGAUAUAAGUGUAUAGUAAACAGUAUCACAAGAGUUAUAUUAAGUGUACAGUGAAGUAAAUGAGCAUUAGCAGCCGUGAUGUUCAAGUAUUAGAGAGUUCUAAGUUUUAAGUCAACCUGCAAUGUGUAUUUCUGCAAAGCAUUUUGAGGAAUAAACCAAAUAAUGCUGUUCUAAAGACCACAGGAGGCACAACACACUGUUAGAUAGAUACACCUCAUAAACUGGCAACUUGGUGUACAUGAUCAUAACAGAGAGCAGAUUUAUAAGGACCAGAGUGCUUCUGAGAAUGAUUCUGAUGCAAGACAAACAUAAUUCUAUAGAAACCACAAACCAAAUUUCUUGCUCUCGCUGAAGGCAAUGCUGAUUUAAAAGAGCAGUUAUAUGGCUAAGGCAGCAUAGUGAUGCAACGUGUAGCGUUGGUGCCUCACAGCUCCACAGUCCCUGGUUCCAUCUUGAGCCCAGGUUACUGUCUAUGUGGACUUUCUAUACAUGUCCUCUCCAUGUCUGCAUGGGUUUCUUCUAGUUUCCUCCCAAAAACAUGCCAUUAGGUGUAUUGGCUAAGAUAGAUUGCCCCUAGCUAUGAAUGUGUGUUUGUGCAUAGUGCCAUAUGAUGGACUGGUGUCUCAUCAAGGGUGUAUUCCCACCUUAUGCCAAGUGUUCUUGGGAUAGGCUCUGGAUCCACUGCGACCCUGAUACUACUUUGUGGUAGAGGUAAGCAAUAUGACAAUUAAAGUAAAAAAUUAAGGUCUACAGUGCUUGUCUGAUUGCCAGUAUAUAUAUAUAUAUAUAUAUAUA
Molecule: messenger RNA, 4974 nt
Organism: Pangasianodon hypophthalmus (striped catfish)
Lineage: Eukaryota; Metazoa; Chordata; Actinopteri; Siluriformes; Pangasiidae
Product: desmoglein-2.1
Exons: 14
Coding region: 134-3487 (1117 amino acids)
Biological process (GO): homophilic cell-cell adhesion
Cellular component (GO): plasma membrane; desmosome
Molecular function (GO): calcium ion binding
Source: RefSeq, a predicted model, not a curated record